This is a messenger RNA of Mercurialis annua (annual mercury), 1285 nucleotides long. Its product is annotated as clp protease adapter protein ClpF, chloroplastic. The record is from RefSeq and is a predicted model, not a curated record. The transcript is spliced from 10 exons. The coding region runs from base 113 to 1117 and encodes 334 amino acids. Lineage: Eukaryota; Viridiplantae; Streptophyta; Magnoliopsida; Malpighiales; Euphorbiaceae. Gene Ontology annotation, molecular function: protein binding; DNA binding.
GGCAAUUAGGCGUUUCAUUUUUCAUUCACAAAAAUAAAAUAAAACAGAAUUAUGUCCUCCAUAACCAAUUAAACCAUAGAUAAGGGUAUGAGCAGGUAGUUUGCAAGUGAAAAUGGUUCAAAAUGGUGCUUUAACAACAGUUUGUAGUAAUAAUUUGAUAUGCGGAUCCUUAGCAUCAUCAUGGUGGAGGAAGAAGAGGCAUUUCAAUCCUAAAAGUGAUGGGUUUGGGAGUGAUAAUAAGCAUCAGUUUGCUCAGAGUCUGGGUAGUAAAAUGUUAUCAACAACACACAGAAACUUAAUGGCUGGGGCUGGUUGGCUGUUCAAUCAAGGAGGAGGUAACCGGGAAGCUGAAGCGAGCUGCGAGCGCAGUGAGAGUGCUAAUGAGGAUAUUUUGAUUUUCUUUUUCCAGCUUGACUUGGCUACUCGAGUUCAGUAUGCCUUGAAUACAGAGCAGUAUGACAUUGCAAAUCAAUUGAGGAACAAACAAACUGAGGUUGAAGCAGAGAUUAUUCGACAACACGAAGCGAAAAGAGGAUCCUCCUCGAAGAGUGAAGCUCAAGAUAAAGCACUAAGUAUCAUACGCCUACGUGCAGACCUGCAAAAUGCAAUCGAGAAUGAGAAUUAUGCUAUGGCAGCUCAAUUACGCGAUCGGAUUUCCAAAUUGGAGACAGAGUCUUUAGCUGCAUCAGUAAAUGCUUUGGCAUAUGAAAAUGCACAAUAUGCUUUUCGUUUAGGACAGAAAGUGACUCACAAGAUUUUCGGCUAUCGAGCCAUAAUUUGUGGAAUGGAUCCAGUAUGUUGCGAGUCAAAAUCAUGGAUGGAAACUGCACAGGUUGAAAAGUUGACUCGGGGCUCUAAUCAGCCAUUUUAUCAGGUUUUGGUUGAUGUACACAAAGACCCCGAUCUACUGGUGGCUUAUGUUGCUGAGGACAAUUUGGUAGCUUUGGAGCAACCAGAUUUGGACAGGUUUGAUCAUCCUUAUUUGUCCUUCUUAUUCUACGGAGCGGACUCAGCAGGAGACUUUAUCCCAAUUAAGCAGCUACGCGAGAAGUACAAUAGACCUCGGCAUGAGGUGCCGAUUGAUCCACCAGAUGAGGACAGAGGAGGAGAUUCUUGAAUAAGAGCUUGCCGGUUCUUGUCCAUGCGUUUCGCUCAGGCAAUGAGGGUGGCUUAAUACCUUGUAUAUUAUAUUAAUGUACAAUUUAAGAUUUUGUUUCCAAUGUAAGAAAUUAUAAAUUACUCGGAGAAAUCAAUUAACAAGAUCCAAACUUUGGUCUAUGCAAAA